Messenger RNA from Lytechinus pictus (painted urchin), 3126 nucleotides. RefSeq names its product V-type proton ATPase subunit E-like. Gene Ontology annotation, molecular function: proton-transporting ATPase activity, rotational mechanism. The record is from RefSeq and is a predicted model, not a curated record. NCBI's taxonomy places the organism in Eukaryota, Metazoa, Echinodermata, Echinoidea, Temnopleuroida, Toxopneustidae. Gene Ontology annotation, cellular component: proton-transporting two-sector ATPase complex, catalytic domain. The transcript has 7 exons. Gene Ontology annotation, biological process: proton transmembrane transport. Bases 140 to 820 code for a protein of 226 amino acids.
AAUAUUCAGGAUGAUCUUACACUCGUGACGUCAUUUGUUCACGGGAUCUCGCUCGAUCAGGCCCUCGAUCAGUUCGGAGAUUGUUGGGAGUAUUUGGUCCUUUUAUUUUCUUUUUGCAGUUAACUUUACAAGCAUUACAAUGGCUUUAAGUGACGAAGAUGUUCAGAAACAGAUCCAACAUAUGAUGGCUUUCAUCGACCAGGAAGCCAAGGAAAAGGCAGAGGAAAUUGAUGCAAAGGCAGAGGAAGAGUUUCAAAUCGAGAAAGGUCGUCUUGUUCAGCAACAGAGAAUCAAGAUCUCAGAAUUUUACACCCGCAAGGAGAAAAAUCUUGAUCUUCAAAAGAAAAUUCUCCAGUCAAACAUGCUCAACCAAGCCAGGCUCAAAGUCCUGAAAUGCAGAGAAGACCAUGUGCAGGCAGCUCUGGAUGAAGCCCAGGAAAGGCUUACAGAACUCACCAAGAACAAGGCCAAGUAUAGGCAGGUUCUGCAAGGCUUGAUCACACAAGGUCUCUUUCAGCUCCUGGAACCCAACGUCGUCGUCCGAUGCAAAGAAUGUGAUGUCAGCGCUUGUAAGGAGUGUGUACCCGAUGCAGUAAAGGCUUACAGGGAAGCCAGUAAGAAAGAAUGCAAUGUCGUCAUUGAUCCAGAGAACUUCUUGUCCCCUGAACUGAGUGGUGGUAUAGAGCUAUAUACACCCAGCGGUACUAUCAAAGUUGAAAACACCCUUGAGAAGAGACUAGCACUUACUAGUAAUCAGAUGCUCCCCGAGAUAAGGAACAAACUCUUUGGUGCAAACAUCAACAGAAAAUUCUUAGAUUAAAUCUUCGAAUCAUCCUUCAAGUAUAUUGCUAUCAGUUCAGAAAUUAUAUUAUAUAUGGUAAUCUAUUCUUGUCUGUCUCUAAGUGUAGGUGGUAGGUUUAAUGUCAGAAACUUCUUAGCCCAGAUUCACAAAGGAGGUCAAACUCCAUCCUGGUUUAAAUUCCAACUAGGGUCUUAAACAUGUCUGCCCUAAAUACGUUCCAGGUAUAUUUCUAGUGCACCCAUGGGUAAUAAACGUGUAUCAUGUUUGUUUGGUUACACGACAUGCUCCUGCGACAUUUGCUCCUGUCUUAAUAUCUCAGAGGGCAUAGGGUUAGAGUUAGGAUUGUAAUAGAGUUUUUGGUUAGAAUAGUGAAAAGAUAAGGAUUAGGGAUUAUUUAGUUUUUGGAGGUUAGGUUUGAUAUGGUUGGCUUAACAUGUAUAUUUUUGAUCAGAGUAAUUUUCGCCGGAGCAAAUGUCAUGGAACCGUUCAUUUCAAUGCACUAGAAAUACCUUAGAAAGGGUUUGGAACCCCAUCUAUUGUCCAGACAUCUCUUGUGAAUCUGGGCCGUAAUGUUAAUGUUGGUCAUACUGUGUUGAGAAGUAGUACCAAGUACUUUAAAAUGUACAGUUUCUCUCAUAUGAGUUGGUUUUGGAUACGAGUCAGUUUGCAAAGCGAACAGUUCAAGGCCACGUAAUGCAGAGCAUAGCGAUUGAUCAUACAUUUCAUUUGCACAGCUGGGCCCCAUCUUACAAAGAGUUACGAUUGAUCCGAUCAAUCUCAACUGUAUGGAAAUCCAUCGGUGUCAUAUUUUUUUUUAUACAGGAAAUUUGCAAAUAUGUCCUUUGUACACAAAGGCGAACACACCAAAAAUUGUCAAGAAAACAAUGUUUAAGUAUGCAUCAUUUAUAGAAAAAAAUUUGAACAAAAAUGCAUUUUAGAUGUGGGCAUUGCUGGCUUAUCAUGGUUGGGGUUGAUCAGAUCAAUCGCAACUCCUUGUUGUAAGACGGGGCCAUAACUGAUUGCAUUGAUGAUUAUGUGCAGUCAGUCACAAAAAUCGGCCAUACAUGUAUGGUCAACCACAGAGCUUCAAGACGUAGUCUAGAAGACUAUCAACUCUUAUAUUUAGAACUGCUUAUUGUCCCUUUGCCCAAUGUUGGUUUUAUAAAGCUGGAUUUCUUGUUCUGGAUUGAGUGUUUUCAUUGUAAGAACCCAAGUUUUAAGCUUCACACUUAAUGUGAUGAAGGUUCUGCUUUCUUAAGUAGAUCCCAUUGAUGGAGAAAAUGGAAGAAUCCAUUGGUAGAAUCGUAGCCAAUUCAUGGCUUGCCAUAGGUAUAUUCCAGUCUUCAUCUCUGAAAGCUCCUCCCCCCAUAAUGGGCAAAAUGUUCAUGCUGUGUGUAUCACAUUGUGUAUGUCCAAUGUAUCAGUAUUGGUAUCAAAGGUAUGGUAUUAAAUAGAAUUAUAUUAUGUAUAAAAAAAUUGCAAUAAUAGUACUCUUUGUUUUAAAUAGUGAAUUUUGUACAAAUGUGAACAUCGUACAUUAGAAUCUAAAUUAUCAGUUAUGUUAUUCAACUGCUUAAGAAGAGCUAAAUGCAUUGUGACUGUGAUAGUUGCCCUAUAAAAUGUAAGCAAUAAGUCUGAUUUCGGAGAGACUACAGACUGACUGUGGAGCAACCACCAUGUUUGACUUCAGAUAUUUUCUAAUUUUCAAGUAUAACUUUGUGGCUGUGUUUCGUAUGAAUAAUCCCCAUCCAAACGGUUACUCGUAAGAAAACUACAACUAAAGAGAAAGCCGAGUGCGUAUCGACGGUGGUUUCUCCACAGCAUCUGUUUGUAGUCUCGCCGUAUCUUACAUGUUACUUUAUAUUUAGUGUAACAGUAAAGACAAUAGCUGCAGCCUCCGCCUGCAUUAUACAUACUGUUAUAUGCUUUGACAGGAUAAUUUAUCACAGUAUUAUAAUAAUACAAAGCAUAAUAAAGAUUUGUAAAAAAAUUAACAAUUAAUUUGUUUUUACAAAUCUGUGUUAUGCUUUGUCUGAGUAGCUUCGGACUUUCUUAGGAUCUGCAUUUUGUUUAUGAAUGCAAGUCAGUGCUUCUUCAGUUAUGUUACUGUAGCAUAAAUAUGUACACUUUAUAGGUAAAGCUGUGAUCUACCCCUGGGUAUUGGUUGUGUGAGGUUCAACAUUGCAUAUUGUAUAGACAAUGGUACACGAUCGUGCCAAAAACUUGUUCUGUGGAUAUAAUUAUUUUUUCCUGUAAAGGUUAUUGAUAAAUUAUGGUGUUCAAAUUUGUACAAGUUACAUUCCUCAUUAAAUAUAUACAGUAUA